Molecule: messenger RNA, 1365 nt
Organism: Nelumbo nucifera (sacred lotus)
Lineage: Eukaryota; Viridiplantae; Streptophyta; Magnoliopsida; Proteales; Nelumbonaceae
Product: SOUL heme-binding family protein
Source: RefSeq, a predicted model, not a curated record
UCUUGUGAGUCGACUGGAACUCUGAAAGCGUCUCGUCAACCAGAACCAAGCGAUAAACCAAUGAGAAGAAUAUCUCAGAAAGAAGGGGCCCUGGCCGGUAUCCGACUCCGUCCAUGAAAUAUUAGAACCUUUCUCUCUCUCUCUCUCUCUCUCUCUCUCUCCUGGCGAUGCAAAUAGCGAAUUCCACUUCUUUCCUUCAUCCGGCAAUUCAUCUGCAACACUAACAGAGAAGGAAAGAAGUACUAGAAAAAUGCUUGCAUGCGACGCUUCAUUCAUCUGUCAACCUCUCUGCAGAGCCGGGGUUCAUAUGUCGAGGAACCCUAGAAGAAGUUCUAGGGUUACAGUAGUGGCGAUGGAUAGAAGCGUCACUUCUCGGCAAAGAAGGACAAUGUCCGGUUUUGAUGCUCGUGUUUCUCUUGUUCUUGCUCUAGCUACUCAGGCCUUCUCUCUGUCUCAGCGAAUUUUAGUGGAUUUGGCGGAUGAAACUGCGAAAUAUGUUUUUCCGAAGAGAUUCGAAAGUCGCAAUUUAGAGGAAGCUUUGAUGACAGUUCCAGAUCUUGAAACUGUGAAGUUUAACGUUUUAAAAAGGACAGAUGAGUACGAAAUCAGGGAGGUUGAGCCUUAUUUUGUAGCAGAGACAACAAUGCCUGGGAAGACUGGAUUUGAUUUCAGUGGUUCAUCGCAAUCUUUCAACAUCUUGGCUGAGUACCUCUUUGGAAAGAAUACUGUGAGUGAGAAAAUGGAGAUGACUACUCCUGUUUUUACUCAGAAGACCCAAUCUGGUGGAGAGAAAAUGGAGAUGACAACGCCUGUAAUAACAAGGCAGUCAGAGGAUCAAGGAAAGUGGCAGAUGUCAUUUCUCAUGCCUUCAAAGUAUGGUGCCAACUUGCCAUUACCAAAAGAUUCCUCUGUGAGAAUCAAAGAGGUGCCGAGAAAAAUUGUUGCAGUGGCUGCCUUUUCAGGUUUUGUAACAGAUGAUGAGGUUAAACAGAGGGAAUCAAAGUUACGUGAUGCUCUACGGAAUGAUGGGCAGUUUCAAGUAAAAGAAGAUGCAUUAGUGGAGGUUGCACAGUACAAUCCACCAUUUACAUUACCAUUCAAUCGUCGUAAUGAGAUCUCGCUGGAAGUCAAAAAGAAAGAUGAGUAGGUGCUUACUGUAAAUAUGGAACUAUUUCAAAAUAUAUACACAGGUUAUCUUGUCUUGUAAAGGUUAUUGUAUUUUCAUAUAGGCUGGUGGCGCAAUCAGGUAGACAUGUAAGUCUUGUGUAAAUACACACCAAAUUCAAGAUGUAUACAUAAAGCUGUUGAAAUAUCUACAUCCUAUGCAUGUCCCUGCCAAAGCGUUGACUUGCUUAAGUUAUCUCA